Topomyia yanbarensis is the source of this 6320-nucleotide messenger RNA. RefSeq names its product nuclear pore complex protein Nup205 (gene Nup205). NCBI's taxonomy places the organism in Eukaryota, Metazoa, Arthropoda, Insecta, Diptera, Culicidae. Bases 183 to 6206 code for a protein of 2007 amino acids. The record is from RefSeq and is a predicted model, not a curated record. Gene Ontology annotation, molecular function: structural constituent of nuclear pore. Gene Ontology annotation, cellular component: nuclear pore; nuclear pore inner ring. The transcript is spliced from 5 exons. Gene Ontology annotation, biological process: nuclear pore organization.
UUAAAACUGCACUGUCAACGGCUAGAAAAGAAGCAAAAAGAAACAAAAAAUAGCGGUGCGUUUCGGUGCGGAAAAAAAAUCCUCGGUUGUGUUCCACUAUUUUCCGUAAAAAUCCACAACAAACCGCUACAAAAGUGUACAAAAAUUACUGACAACUGAAACUGAAAAUAGAACAUUCAACAAUGGCAGAAGCGGCUACACCGGACGAUAUGUGGACCCCGUUCAAACAUCUGUUCAACAGCAUUGAAGCUUUUCUGCUGCCUUCGACGCCGGCCGGUCAGCAGCAGGAACAGAAUGUGGCCUGCUUGGAUGCGUUGCUUCGGAAGCAUAAACAAAAUUUUACCACCCUGCUGCGGAACCCACCGAAGAAUGCGAAGAGUCGGGAAGCGAUCCGGCAGGGAAUAACCGAGGGGAUCACGCUACCAGAGUUUGGACAUACGAUCCUGUCCAAAGAUUUGGUGGAUGAGAGUGUUAUUAUUUCGGAUAUGUACGACCUGAACGAGUACAUUGCGUUGGAGUUGCUUUGUACCGCACAGCAGCAAAUGCCGAACCAUCCGGGAUUACCGCGAGGACUAGUCGCGGUGCUGUUGUAUUAUGAUGGCCGAAAAUCAUUGGUGGCCAGCUUGAAGGAACUGUUUCAAGCUCGGGCCGGUGUCAGCUGGUGUACAGACGCUCCUACGGAGAUUACGCAGCUUAUUACGGCGUACACGGACGCGUUGGUGGCCGAUGGAGUGCUGGAGAAGAUUUUAGACCUACUGGAGGAAUUGGAUGUAACGAAGGAGCUAGAUGUACUAACGACGAAUAGAGCGCUCGGGCCACCGAAGCAUCACCGUCAGGUGCUGGAGCUGUUCGAGGAGAUCCGGCUACUGUUGGCCACUUGCCUGUUUAACUGGGCAGCUCAGUGUGGAUUGCCGAGGGGAACGACGCUGAAGCUGAUUCGACAUUUGGCCAAGUACAAAUCGACGGUUUCCAGCGGAGGGAUUGAUAAUGUGACACUAGCACUGCAGAUGGCGCUAAUGUACGGGUUGGACAUGAGUGUGAUUCAGCGACGGGAAGACGGGGAAGAUAUUGUUAAGCGGCUGGCUAUGGUGAAGGAUACGGAAUUUAUCGAAACCGUAAUGGAAGCUUUGUCAUCGAGCUGGGAGUGCGAAGGGCUUCGAUCGGUUUCGUUGUUUACAUUCGGUUUGGCGAUUGCUACUUUGAGAUUGGCUCCGCAGAAUUUGUACACCAAUUCGUCCCGGAUAAUCGACCAGGAUGAGAUGCUGGUGGAUGCGGCUAUUCAGGGACGUGUGUUUGACUUUAUUCAUUACACUUUGCUGGAGAACGAGAUAGUCUUUCGAACGGAAUUUUACUACCGCCGGAUGCAUGUGCUGUUCACCGAUUUUAUUGAGCUGAUGCACUCGAAAGUAACGGAACUGAGAGCGAGAGCGGACGAAACGGCAAGAACUGUACAGGCUUUCCAGCAGCAAGGUUUGGACCCGCCGGCUAAUUUAUGUCGGAAUUUUGAAGCUUUACUACUUUCGGUUGGAAAGCUGUAUCAGAACGAUCAUUUGCGUUUGAAUUUGUCCCUGGAGUACUGGGGGCCAAUGGAAGUGGCUGCGAACUACCAACGGGCCUCGUCUCGCUCGGUUUGUCUUUUUAAAUUUAUUCGUCUAGCAGGAGAAUUACUUCCACCGACACUCUUCAUUCCGUAUCUCAAAAUGCUCUCCGGACUCUCAAGCUCGCCUCAAUCUGCUCGGAAUGCGUUCAACUUGCUUAAACAGGGCGGUGGACCGUCUGGAGCUUCGGCCACAAUUUCGUGGGAUCAUUUCUUCAACUCACUCUUCCGUUAUUAUCAGAACUUGCGUCAAGAGCAGAAUCCGGGCAGUGAAACUGUUUACCGGAAUCGAGCCCUCAGUCGGAACAUCAAUCCGCAGGAAAUUGCCGGGCUUCAAGCGGUCCUUCAGGUGAUCCGAGCGGUUGCCACAUACGACGAGGUCGCUCGAGUGGCCCUCUGUGAACACCCGAACUGGUCCCCACUCCACGUUCUUCUUGGUUUAAUCAGUUGUUCGGUGCCGAUUUCAUUGAAAGCCGAGCUGGUUCAGACACUAGCUGCUCUCGGAAAAAGUAAAGAAACUGCUUUGCAGCUUUGGACUAAUCUGGAAGCGUCGCAGAUCAUUGCCACAAUACCAACGACCAGUACCUUUGUGAACCGCGGAAUAGAAUCCGAAUUGGAAGAAAUUGAAAGCCGUAAUGAAACCUAUCCGCUAACCCUUGGUAUGUUGGAUCUGCUGUAUAAUCUGUGUGAAACUGCCAUCCCUAAAGGUCUCGGAGCAGGACCACGAAAACCUGGUCUCGAUCCGUACGUCACUUUUAUCAUCGAUGCCGUCUUUCUGCGUUUCUACAACCGAAACUACAAAAAUCCAGCUGAAAAGUGGCAAAUCGCUGCCAAGUGCCUUCAGCUGUUGCACGCAUUCGUUAAGCAGUACGUGCCCUCACCAGCGGAUUUUCCCUCACCCAACCAAUCGCGUGAGGAAAAUUCUGCUCCCGGUUUUCACAUCCUUCUGCAAAUCAACACCAAGUCCGACUUUCUUCGCCUUCUGCUUCAUAUCCUUGACGAAUCGAUCACCUUAUUCGAUACAUAUGCUCCGUUCUCGGGACGUAAACAACUGGAAACUACUUCACUGUACGCACUCCAGAUUAUCGAACGUGCCCUGGAAACUCAGGAAGAUUUUUUCAAUGCCCACUUUGCUUCCAACUGCUCGAUCCUGUUGGCCGGAGCCAACAAACUACUGCUUGGAAUGAACCCACGCAGCGGAAAGGCAGAUCACAUGCUCAACGUGACCCGCUUCGUUACCUACAGUUCCUCGCUUCCGGAGAACGCACUGGUAGCUGUCCGAAUUUUGACCGCGAUUAUGCGCCAACCGAACGUGAAUCAGCAGAUUGUUGGAUUGUUAACGCAGACCGAUCGGAUCCGGAACGAAAUUCGGCAAGGAUUCGUUGAGUGUUUGGAGAGUGAAGGGGCCACUUAUACGGCUAAUUCUGGCAUGGUCGGUAAUGGCGGUGAGCCGGUGGAUGAUCUCGAUCAGGAAAUGGAUGAGUUUUCGGCAGCAGCUACAGGUGGUGUCACCGGGUCCAGUGUGGAGCUGCAGAUCAAAGAGGCGAUCGUGGGACUGCUGCAGGAGUGUCUGCCCCAGCAAAGCACUCCCAAUCUGGCCCACUAUCUGCUUGGGUUUGAGCUGAACAAGGAACUUCGGUUGACCAAUCUGCAGCAACCGGGGGUGAUGAAUUUUCCCAGCAACUGUGCCAAGUCGCUGAUUACGCUGCUGGAUAAUGCGCUGGAGGCAUCCAAAGCCGGCAAACAGGCCAGCUCCGCCCAGGAACGCUUGAUCGAAAACGCCUACAUGCUGCUGUACUCACUAUGCUACAACAGUCGCACCUCGGAGGUGAUUCUACGCUUUCUACGCUCCUGUAACGAUUUUCUGUGCCGACACGUUUCAGGUCUCCCCUUUGGCAACGUCAAAAGUCCGCACGUGUUGAACCAGAUGACGGGACUACUGAAAUGUGUUGCCAUCGAACUGAAGCUAACCUCCGACAAGAGUCAGGUCUCACAGUUCGGUAACAUCUGCAAGAUUCUGCUCGGUGUGGUUCAGCAGCAGGGAACGGAGCUAGUUCCGCUGGAAAUGACCCAUCACUACAGCACCGUGAAUGCCAGUAUGAUGUCUACCGCGAUGGAAGCGUCGACAGUUGUUCGGAAAGGCGCAGAAUCGGCGAAGUUGCUCCUCUGUCAGUUGCUGGAUUGUUUGAAUUUCGAGAUUAAAUCACUGGAGAAACCCAAGUGGGACUAUUUCGACAACACGCUGCUUCAGAGUCUGCUGCAGAACUGUGAGAUUUCUGUGGUUGGCAGCGGUGGAGGAGGAAGUACUUUGAAGCUAAUCGAUAUCAAGAAGCUACACGACGUUCUGAAAGAUGAACUGAACUCGGUGCAAACGACGAUUGCUGCGGGACAGAGAGCUCACAUCAUGGCGGAGAUUGAAACGAUUCUGUUGUAUGCUCUGCAGGUCAAUAGCCAGCGCAAUCUGUGUGCUUCGACGGUAAGGUUUCUGGAAGCGUGGGGACAAACUACAGAGGUCCUGUUCAGCGUGACCCCUGCCAUGUUUGUGUCGUUGGAUGUCAAGCAGGGUCUAUUAGUGGAGAUUGUGCAGGCCAUUCUGGGGAAGGUAGUUCCCAAUCAAAUUAUGCCGGAACUAGCUAACUUAGCCUCAUCGACGGUGCUGCUGUUAAUGGUUAAUUUGAGACAUUGUUACACGUUGAAGAACAGUCGAGAAACGGAAGGUCAGCAGGACCAGAACUCACUGAUGAGUUCUUUGGGAGGUAGUGUUGGACCCCGCGCAAUUGGAUCCGGCGGGAGAAUGUUCUCACCGAAAACUAAUACGCUGAGUUUGAGAUACAUUUUGCAGAACAUCCUCGACUGGAUUUUGAUCAGCGGCGUUGGAUCGCAGAAGCUGAGGAUUAAUUUGUACGCUGCUCUGUUAAACUACAUGCACAUUGUCAAGGGGAAUCGAGACAAAAGUGAACAGGAGCAGCAGAAUGUCCGAGAUGAGUUUUAUGUAUCCCGGUUGGACAAAAGUUUGAGUUCGAGCAAGACUCACGACGUUACGACGGAUGAGUCAAAUGCUCAGAUCGAGAUGGUCGUAGAAAUUUUCCAGCAAUUCGGGGACAAGCUGAUCGAUAUUCUGUGCCAUGAUUGUACCGGAGGUCACGAUAUCUGUAAAAUGCUUGCCCUGUCCUGCGUCGAUAUGCUGCUGGACAUGGAUUCGAUGACUAACGUGAUUCAAUUCAUCUCGAAACGAGGCUACUUGUCUCAUCUGAUCGACAGUUUGCUGAAAAACGAUGGCAAACUCUGUCGAAUCCUGGAUAAUCAGCCGGAAAAUAUGAAGGCCCUGUAUGUGUACGAGUCGAAAAUGGCCAUGCUCAGUCGAAUUGGAGGAUCACACAUAGGAGCUGAGUUGUUGCUGGAGGAAAAAGCUCUGAGUGUUCUAGCUGGAAUGAAAGUCUUUGAUCUACACCCAGACUUUCAAGUUCUAAACUACUCGUCCCACUAUCCCCUAUCGUCCAGUUUUAUUCCUCCAAUAGAAGCCCGCUAUCAGCAAAUUCUCUUCCCGGCACUCAGCUUGUGCGACUCAAUCCUAUCAACUUUAGGCCAAGAAAAUCACUCAGCCGUAACACAAAUCAUUCACUUUCUCCUGUCCCACGGAGAUACUAUUGAGAUCGUACUCCGAGCCGGAACGCCUUUCCUUAACAUUGGACUCCUGCAGGAACUGGCUGGCAUCACUAGCCUCAUUGCUCGGGCAGCCAAUCAGGAAAUAUCUAACCUCAUCACUCCGAAUGCCAACCAAGACCUCGGAGCUCAUCUGUACCGUCUACAGAAGCUUAUGUUGACCCUCUUUCCCCGGUUUACCCUCACCGAGCAGACGCUCAAGGAGCUCCAUCAAAACAUUCUGACCAAUUGUAGCGAACGGGAACGGUCAGCUCACCUGAAGUACUUCCUACAGAUCGGCGCAAAUCUGGCUCUGUAUGCCCGAAACAGCAUCUCCAACCAUUCCGUAGAUCAUCGCACUAUCAAUGUACUGUUUUCACCGCAAAUUAGUGAAACGAGUGUCCAUCAGCAGGGAAGAGCGGAGAACAGACUCGCGCUGGACAGUACGCACAGCAGUUUGAACGUUGUCGUUAUGCAGCUGCGCUGCUCGGUUGAGUACUACAAUAAGGGCAAACUGGGUUACGAGAGUUUGCUGAAUCAGCGAAAUUCGCUGCCCGGGUUGAGUUUGGACGCAAAUGUUCAAAUCCAACAUGACAACCUAACAGAUCGCAUCGCCAGCAAGCAGGAGGAACUCAAGCGAUGCGUCUUCAUUACCGAACACUGCCUAUAUCUGUUAUGGGCCCAUCUGGACUUCUUUAUGCUGAGAGCGAUCCCGGUUAAUACACUGCACUUUAACGCGCCAUACGGAUCGGAAAAUUACCUUUCGUCCCAAACUGAAGUCGGCUGGAAGAUCACAGCCGAGGAUGUCGCAGUGCUGAAGAAAACCCUGAUCGGGGUGUUCAAUGAAACGUUUUGCAAGCAGCUACUCGACACUGCCCAGGAUCAUGCACGUGCUUCGGACAAGGGAUUCAUUGAGGCGUUACUACGGCGAAUCAAGCGUCUCAUACAGUUCGUUCCUGUCAAGUAGAUAAUUUUGUGUCGUCGACAAUUGUAAUAGUUUCUGUUCUAUUGCCUUUCAUUGUUUGAUUACUAAUUUUGAUUGUCAUUCUUGAAUGAUUACACUGUUUCCGACAUGAUGGAA